Messenger RNA from Hemicordylus capensis (graceful crag lizard), 5064 nucleotides. RefSeq names its product B-cell receptor CD22-like. The record is from RefSeq and is a predicted model, not a curated record. Bases 111 to 3650 code for a protein of 1179 amino acids. The transcript is spliced from 20 exons. NCBI's taxonomy places the organism in Eukaryota, Metazoa, Chordata, Lepidosauria, Squamata, Cordylidae.
GGCAUCUUGAAUUGCCAAUAGCUUCAUAGUCCUUGUGAGAACAAGACUUAGAACUGUCUUCCGAAAUUCAGCAUUCACAGGAAGGGAAAAGGCACGCGGAAGAACCCAGAAUGAGGUGUGUCGUUUGGCUGGUCUUCCUUCCGGGUUUCCUGUGUAAUCGGAAUAUAUUGAGCAUAAGCCAGAAGAACUUCUUCACCUGGAAUGGAUCCUGUGUGAUGAUCCCGUGCACGAUCCGGCACAAUAAUCCUCCUUUGAUCCCCAGCACCAUCUCACUGCUUUGGUAUUUCAAUCCUUCUUAUAAAGAGACCUUGAAAGACUAUGAGGGUACGUUGCUAUACCAUUCCAACAACUCGCGAGAUUCCGUGAUCACCACAAGUCCCGAUUUUCAGGGUCGGGUGACGUUUGUAGGUGAUUUAAAGCGUAAUUGCAGUGUGAAGAUUUCCCAACUCCAAAAAAAUGACAGCGGCCCAUAUGGGGCAAGGCUUUAUGCUCAGACUGAAAGGCCCUCGAAAACAAGGCCCUCUAUAUAUGAGAAGUGGUACCAAAGUACUCAGAUUACAAUUAUAGAACCUCCUCCAGCACCCAAGCUUGUAACCAUUCCCUGGGAAAUCAGAGAAUCGCAGGGCAGUACUACUGACGUGAGUUGCUCAGUGAAUUAUCAUUGCCCUGAUGAGCCAAUAACAUUGACUCUCAGUGGAUUAGAGGAGACUCGUUGGUUUUCACCAAGUACAAGCAGUAGAAACGGAGUGAUUGAGACCAAGGCGAGAUUUAUACCAACUUGGGAAGACCACGGGAAGACUCUGAGAUGUUUGCUUCAUAGCCAUGAUGGGUCAGAGAUAUCCCAGGGAAAUGUGUUACUCGAUGUGAAACAUAGUCCCAAAGGAGUUAUGAUUAAAGCGACACCCAGAACAACAGUCCAAGAGGGGGAGAAACUCUCUCUGGAGUGUGUGGUCAACAGCAGCAACCCAGAGCCUACUACAUACACAUGGUAUAAAGAUGGUCAGCCGACGAAUAAUUAUGGGAAGAAGAUAAACAUUGAUUUUGUAGAAGAGCAGCAUUCCGGACGCUAUAGAUGUGAUGUCAACAACGGAUAUGGGCUCGAAAAAGCGGAAGAGACCACCAUAAAUGUCCAGUAUGGUCCAAAGGACACCCAGUUUAGAAAGUCAACUGACGACAUCACAGAAGGUAGAGAUGUGGUUUUGCAGUGUUCCUCCCGAGGAAACCCAGCUGUCACUUAUGCAUGCUAUAGAAGAAGUCAAUCAGGAAUACUUGUGAACAUGAGCGAGCUGCAUUUGCUUAAGAUCCAGCCUAGUGAUUCUGGCACUUAUUACUGCACAGCCCAGAAUGAUCUUGGCAACUCAACGUCUUCUGAUGCCAUAUUGGACGUUUAUUAUCGGAGACAUCGGUGCCGUUCCGGCCGUGCUGGCAAUGCAGUAGGGCCGGUGGGCAAGGAGUCCAACUUGCCCAAGGAAGAGGAGGAGGUGGAAGAAUCCCACCGCAAGCCAAAUCGAGGCAGGAAGGCCUCAGAAGCCCAGGAGGAAGGGAAAAGGCACGCGGAAGAACCCAGAAUGAGGUGUGUCGUUUGGCUGGUCUUCCUUCCAGAGGAGACUCGUUGGUUUUCACCAAGUACAAGCAGUAGAAACGGAGUGAUUGAGACCAAGGCGAGAUUUAUACCAACUUGGGAAGACCACGGGAAGACUCUGAGAUGUUUGCUUCAUAGCCAUGAUGGGUCAGAGAUAUCCCAGGGAAAUGUGUUACUGGAUGUGAAACAUAGUCCCAAAGGAGUUAUGAUUAAAGCGACACCCGGAAGAACAGUCAGAGAAGGGGAGAAACUCUCUCUGGAGUGUGUGGUCAACAGCAGCAACCCAGAUCCUACUUCAUACACAUGGUAUAAAGAUGGUCAUUGGAGGAAUAAUGAUGGAAAUAUGAUUAACAUUGAUUCUGUAGAAGAGAAGCAUUCUGGAGUCUAUAAAUGUGAAGUUGGCAACGGAUAUGGGAGCCAAACAACAGAAGAGACCAUAGAUGUCCAGUAUGGUCCAAAGGACACCCAUUUUAGUAAGUCAACUGAAGAGAUCACAGAAGGUAGAGAUGUGGUUUUGCAGUGUUCCUCCCGAGGAAACCCAGCUGUCACUUAUGCAUGGUAUAAAAAAAAUCAAUCUGGAAUACUUGUGAACAAGAGCAAGCUGCAUUUGCUUAAGAUCCAGCCCAGUGAUUCCGGCACUUAUUACUGCACAGCCCAGAAUGAUCUUGGCAACUCAACGUCUGAUGCCAUAUUGGAUGUUUUUUAUGGUCCCAAGAAUGUCCAGCUCACGGUGGACGCUCCAGACCAUCGGCCCAUAAAGGAAAGAGACACCAUCAUCUUGAACUGCUCUGUGGGUAGCUGUAACCCCGGGGUCACACGGUACCGAUGGUUUAAGUCAACUAAUGAGAUCAAAAACAGGGAUCAACCGAUUCUACAGAUCCAUGCAGAAGCUGAACAGGCCACUUCGUAUACAUGUGAUGCAUGCAACAGGGUUAACUGUGGUCGAUCUAACCCAGUCGCAGUCAAUGUACACUUUGUUCCCAAGGACGUCAAUGUUGUGCAAAAGCCAACAGGGCCGAUCCGUGAAGGCAACCGUGUUGAACUGCGCUGUGAAGUAGGAAUGGCAACCCCCCCAGGAGUCACCUACAUGUGGUACAAGAAGGGGAAACGGGUGGACUGUGCCACUGCCGUGUGGCCCAUCCCAGCAGUGGGUCCAGCUGAUCGUGGAACCUACAGCUGUGAAGCCAAUAAUAGCAUAGGCACAUCAGAAAGGUCAACUAUCAUGCUGGAUGUACAAUAUGGGCCUCACAACGUCUCUUUGUCCCUGAACAACCAGGACGUGAUCACUGAGGGAAUGAAGGUUGUGCUGGUAUGCACAUGUGCUGCUUAUCCAUCUGCUUAUACUUAUAGAUGGUACCGGAAUGACGAACAGUACACUCAGGGGACUUCCGACAUACUGAUACUCCAAAGAGUUCAGGUCCAGGAUUCGGGAACCUAUCGAUGCAUAGCAAAAAAUACCAUCUCCACAGGGAACUCACAACCUCUGCACCUCAUUGUGUCUUACAGCAAAGCGACAGUGCUGAAGCGUACAAUUAUUGGCCUGGGAAUCCUUUUUUCUGUGCUGAUCGUGUUGGGGUUUGUGGUGGUUGUCCUGCGGCGAUGGAAGAAAAACCCAGGCACUGGCAGUAUGCAGAGAUCGGGGUCAUUUUUUGUGAGGAAGCCCAAGGCAGAACGCCUGUGCAACAACAACAACAGACCGAAUGAAACAAGAGCUGAGAAUGUCUUUGGAUUCCUGAAUCAGAGUGCAGAAGUUUCCGUCUCUUAUGCAGCCAUCCGGGUCCCUCCUAGUUCUUCUGAGGGCAGAACAGAAUAUGCCCGUGUCAAGCCACAGAGAAUCGCACUGGCUCCCUCCGAUGAGAGUGCUGUCUACAGUGUGAUCACGAAACCUGGGCUCCCUGCAAAGGGUGACACAAAACACGACUAUGAGAAUGUGGAGAAGAAUAAUGAGGAGGAACUCCACUACUCCUCCUUGGUGAACCUGGCCCCACGGCCCCACCUCACCUUCCCAGACUCAGAGACAGAUUCUGAAUCGGAGGAGAGCAUCCAGUACGCCUCUCUGAAACACUGAUUCUUUUGGAGCUAGCUGAGAUCAGGAACUGUUUCCAGAUACUUUCCACCCUGCCACAUGGCAACAGGCUUUAUAUUUUAGCUUGUCCCUUGCAGCCAAGACUAGCAGGCCUUGAGAGUGAUGGUGAGAGGAUCCAUCUCUACUAUGAUACGACGAAGACUGAGGUCUGGAUAUGUAUCGUGUAUCACCACCAACAUAAUGGACAAAGGAUAAGGAUGGUGUUGGAAAUGCCCAUCUCUUGACGUAGAAACAUAAUUCACUGAUGGUUGAGAAGGUGGAGACAUUCCCUCAGUUUCGUGUUCCAUCAGUACUGCUAUUGCCUUUCACUGUCUGACAUGCAGAUCCCUUUCUUUCUGCUUAGUCAUUCCCAAGCUGUGUCGUUGGGGCACACUAUAGUUCUUUCAGAAGGACUCAAGUGUGGCUUGGGAAAUUGAGCUGCCGUGUUGUCUGAGCCUACUAGUCUACUGUUGUCUGAGCCUACAGAUUCUUGGAGCAAAAAGGCCUUGAUCCCUCACCUUCUCUGGCAAACUUGGAGGGGAUGCACAGGGUGUCCCCGACUCUCUCCAUUCUACUGCUGUCAAGCAUGAAAGAAUCUCAGAAGCAUCAACAUCACCUUGGUCCGUCCCACAGUUCAAUGGAAGAUGCUUGCCAGUUUGUUCCAGGACCUGGCUGAGAAAAUAUGUAUGCACCUUUUUUUGAGAAUCAAGUUGGGGCUCCACUUUUCAUGGCCAUCAUGGCCAACAACAGCUUUGCUCCAGUUAAGGAAAUACUGUUCUAGCUCUGUAACAGACAUCACAUCUUUGUGUCCUAAUAGAGUGACCAGAGUGACCAAAGGUAGAGUGACCAGAGGCAAAGGAAGGGAAGCAGGAAUUGCCUUUCUGCUCAUUCAAUGCUCUACAAAAGACUUUCAGGUUGAAAUCUGAGAGUGAAUGUGACGCCAAAUGGUCUUCCAAGCAGGGGUGUAGCUAGGGGAGAGUGGGCCCGUGUUCACCCCUCUCCCUGGUGGCCCCUUGGAGUGAGGGAGAUAAUGAGGGUGGAGCUGGAGGGCCCUCAGGAGCUGGGGCCCCCAGGUUCUUUGAACCCAUUUGCUCAAUUAUAGCUAUAUCCUUGGCUCCAGGCUUUCGUCACCCCCUCCCCAUUUUUCUUAUUAUCAUCUCCAAGGGGACUUAUGGGAAAUUUAAAAUGGCAACUGCCAGUUGACUAGGAGAGUGGCACCACCAACAAAAUGCUCCCCUCUUCUUCCCUUUGGCCCCAUUCUGGGACUUCCCCCAAAUUGCCAAAAUGCCCCCUCUCCUUUUCACAGUAUGCAAAUAGGGUGGCAAAAUGGAGGGCAAGAAUGUUGAGUCAUCAUGAAACAUUGUAUAAAUAUUGUAUGCAUGAAGUACACCAUAAUAUUUGUUACAUGAAAGCAAAA